CGUUUCUAUUUCCAUUUCUAUACCAUUUCUAUGAACGACUAUAUGAAUUCUCGGAGUUCUGUUCAUUUCUAAUACGCGUCGCUGCGGAUGUACAAUUUCAAAUCUUCGUGCCUUACUAUGAGAGGUACAUAAACCGGGUCGGAUAGUAGUAGUAGAAGAAGAUGGCAAGAAACGAAUGAAUAACGUGCUAAUGCAAACGAAGCUAAUCGAACAUCGUUCGCGACGGCCGUGUAACUCCCGGUAUUGUCGACGUCCUCGAUACUUCGGUGACGAUUUCUAUUACGCACGUUUGAUUAACAUGUGAGAAAACGUAGCGAAGUUCUUAAGGGGGGUAAAAGUUCGGUGAACGGAACGGCCAGAAACUCUCGCAGAGGCGAUGUCAAACAUGCGGCGAGGGAUUUCGCAAAAAAGUCUAGCAAAUCGACAGCGUAUUUUGGCCAAGAUUUGUUAGUGAAACGAGUGCCGAUGAGCGUGAAUAUAUGGCGGCGCGAGUACUUUUAUUCAGCAUCUUGUUUACAGAAGUGCUAAAGCCCGCUUGUGCCGCAGAUGUCAAAGAAAUUGGAACCACUUUACAUUACAAAAACAUUUCAAAGUCAGACAGCCUCAAUAUUAGUCCAACCAAAGGUUCCGGUUUAACGUUAGAAAUUCAACCAAGUGGUCAUGUGAUAUUAGGCAAAAAAGGAGUUACACUUAAUUGUAUAACUGGUUCGAAUCAAAAUAUCUCUUGGUUACACAAUGGAAUACUGGCACCACCGUGUGGUAUCGUACGUUGUACUCUUCUCAGAAAUGGUUCUCUUCAUUUACACAAGAUGGUGCAAAAAAUUAAAGAAAGGAAUAGUACUUCUGUUAAUUCCAAAAAUUAUUACAAAGAUGAAUACAGAUGUGUAGCACGUACUAAUUUAGGACUUUUAAGGUCAUCUCCUACGUUUAUUCAUAUAGCAGAACUUGCUCACAUGUUUAAAGAGUCACCAAAAAAUAUAACUGCACAAGAAGGUGAAAUAGCAAGAUUAUCUUGCUCGAUAGACAGUGUUCCUUUUCCUCCUAAUAUAACAUGGCAGCAUAACGAGAAAACAUUGUUGCCUAAUCAGAAUGAUAUAAAUAAUAAGUAUAUAAUGAUACCACCAGGUGUUCUAUAUAUACAAGCAACGAAGUUAUCAGAUGCUGGUUCAUAUAAAUGCAUAGUAAAUAAUGAAUUCCUAAGGAAAACCAAAAAAAGUAAAGAAGCAAAGCUGAAUGUAAUUUCACGGCCAGAGGGAAAUGUUUCGCAUACACCGCCGUUUUUAUUUCCGCAAGUUUCGUAUAACCAUUGGCUGCUGAACGGAUCGAACCUUAGCUUAGCAUGUGCAGCGUCUGGAUAUCCGCCGCCACUUAUGAUGUGGUCAUUUAUUCCUCGCUAUACCGAUAAUCACAAUGUUGCACAACCUCGCAUUUUGCUUAAUUCUACUAUCGGUAUUAGUGUAUUGCAACUAGUGAAUGUGAGUGCAACCGAUGCAGGCGUUUAUAUAUGUUCUGUAAAAAAUCUUAUUACCAAUAACGUGGAGAUUCAAAAUGUGACGGUGGAGGUAUUAAUACCACCGUCGUUCGUGAAGACACCUGCAAACCAAGUAUGUCCAAAUGGGAGAACAGCGAGAUUCGAAUGCCAAGCACAAGGAGUACCUGUGCCCAAAAUAUAUUGGUUAAAAGAUUCAUUAAAUAUUACAAUUAAUGGGCGUAGAACUAUAUAUAUAAAGGAAUGCAAUAAAACGGAACUGGCAAUAUCCGCGACAGUUCCUGCCGACGCUGGUAUUUAUCAAUGCGUUGCUGUAAACUCAGCGGGAGAAAUUUGGGCCGCGGGUCGGCUACAAGUAAACACGUCUCGUAAUAGUCCUGCUGCACCUACCUCUUUAAAGUGUCACGCUCUAUCACCUGUUAAAAUUUUUAUUUCUUGGGAACCACCAAAGUCUCUACCACAUAGCAGUAUUAAAGCUUAUACCGUCCAUUACAGUCCUGUAGAAGGAGGAAAGGAAGAAGUUUCGCCGCCUGAACCAGGGAAUUCUACGUCAGUAGAAGUGACGAAGCUUCUUGAGCCGUACACUAAUUACUCCUUCUACAUACGAGUGUGGAACAAUUUUGGUCCUAGCGAUCAGUCAGCCACCAUUUUGUGUUCUACAGCCCCAAGUGUUCCUAAAGGUGCACCCAAAGUAAAAGUGAAUAUACUUAGUAGUACAAGGUUGAAUGUAUCAUGGGAGCCACUGACUAAAAAGGAGUCUCGUGGUGUGGUGGUACAAUAUAAAUUGCAGUACAGAGUACAUGAUCAUCCUUCAUCUCGGGUUCUUCAUUUACCAGCUACCAUCGAAUCCUACGAACUUUCUGAUUUGAUACCCGGGGCACAAUACGAUUUACGAGUGCUAGCGAAAACAAAGCAAGGUUGGCCUAAUGUGAGUGAAUCACAAUUAGAAUGGACUACCCUGACCUUGCCAUCUGCCGACCCUAAUCAAUUUGUUAUAAAAAAUGUCGUGGAUGUACAAGUGUUGAUAGUAAACGCUUCAGUUGUAAAGGUAAAAUGGCAAAUAAAUGUUAAAGAAAAUGACAUAAUUAGAACAGACUUCGAUCGUUGGCAAAUUUAUUGUGAAAAUCAAAAUGGACAUAAAUUAUUAACUAUUUUUCUACCAAAAAAUGUUACCGAAUAUGUAUUUACCAAUCUUGAUGUAAAUGUUUCUUAUACAAUCGGUUUAUGUAUGAUAAAGUCUGAUGAAACAACAGGUUGUUUAACGAAACAAAUAGAACCUAUUCAACCUGAUUCGAAAAAUGUAGCAAUGGGAUUGGAAGCGAUUCCUGUCUCACCUACUGCCAUAAAUGUGACAUGGUCUUUGAAUGCUGUACACGAAAUGAACUCUUUCCAAUUAUGCUAUCACGCGCUUCAUAUCGUGAAUCAAGACGGUCCUAAAUGUUUCUUAGUAAAUGAUACCACGGCGUAUAUCGAUAAACUUAAACCGUUCACGCUAUACCAAUUCAAAGUGAAAGCUAUCAAGAAUAACACAAACCAAAGCAGCUUUUACAGUGAAUCUGUAGAAUGUUAUACAAACGAAGACAUUCCGGGAAAGGUAGAAGAAGUCCAAUGGUUUUUAGUGAAUAAUACUAAAGUACGAAUCGCGUGGAAGGAACCGAGCAACGUAAAUGGUGUAAUACAAAAUUAUGUUGUCAUAUAUACGAUGGAUUUGAUGGAUUCCGCUACAACGUGGAAAAAUGUUACGGUGCCUGGUAACAAGACGUCGGCUACUUUGCCUAGUUUAACGCCAGGAAAGCCAUAUUUCGUGAUGGUACAGGCUACGACAAAAGCCGGUUAUGGCAAACCAUCGGAUCCUAUAAUUACAAUCACUGGUGGCGGUCCACCGAAGGUACCGAAUCCACCGGACGAACAAAAGCCGCCGCAACAUACCAAACCAGAUCAAAGUCUUGGUGUGAUUCUUGGCGUGAGCAUAAGCAUUGGAUUCAUUACAAUCUGCCUGUGCAGUAUGUAUUGUCGAAGGAAAUGUGAAAGUGCUCGCAUUCUCAGAGAACACGCGCAGACUACGAAAGGUCGUUCGUUACGAAAUGGGAAUAAAUGUUGCACGGAACAAUCGUCUACGUCAGUGAGUCAGCAAACGAGUGUGAGGGUGACUAAUGAAAUCGAGCUAGCUGUUCUCUGCCCUGCGUCUCCCAUCUCGACUAAUCCGCAUUCGGACACGAAAGGCGGGAAAUCGAACGGAAUCGUCGAGGCUUGUGCGAAGGAGCCGUUGCUGCCGUCUUGGGAAGUGAACGGUGAACCAAAAGAUAUUCAAACGGCGAAAAAUUCUCAAGCGUAUAAAACGAUGGAGAGCGUCGUCUCGAGCACGGAAAAAGAAGAGCCGGAGUCAGAUCUAGAUGGGACGCAGUUGACUGUAGUCAAUUGUACUUUAGGCGACAGCAGCAGCAGUUUAAAUAACAAUUGCGGGUGUCCCGACGGAGACACGCCUCUGCCAAAAUCGAUGUGUAUACCUGUUCCGGCGCUCGGACCAAACGGAUGAACUGAACAACACUGGACGACAGAAUUUCUCAUGUGUUCACGUUCUCCUCCCAUGUUUACGUCGCAACAGGUAGGAUGCAAAAGUUUUCAUACAACUCGCGUUUCACUCCGAACGUGUAUACAUACAAAUGUACAUAGCCACGUGUGUGUACAUAUACAAAUUAAAAACGGACGGAGUUCUCAAGGAAAUUAGAAGCAAUGCACGUUACUACAUUUUCCAAUUUUAACAUAACAAGAAGUAACUUGUAAGUGAAAAAUACUAAUUACGUACAGAAUUAACGUAAGUAAUAGUUUUGUCGAAAGUGCAUCGGAGUUGCACGUUCUUAUUAUCUGUACAUAACGUUUGAAGUACGAGUUAUUACUAUUGACAACACAGUAUUCCCACGCGCCAGCAGUUCGGCAAGGAAUUCAGUCAUUGUCAUACUUGAUUCUAUGCGAGAUAAUACUGUGGCACAGAACCCAUGCAAACGAUACUUAAUACAGUACUGCAUUAGAUAGCUUGCUCGUGUCGUCUGUGGACAGAGACAUGACGACUAUCGUAAGGCAGAAGAACGUAAAGCUAAAAAUUAAGCAAGUAAUAACCAGAGAUAGUAAAAAUAUUCUUAACAUAUUCAUAAAAUAUCGCAUACAUAGAAAAUAGUGAAAAAGUAAUAAAUGCAUUCCUUCACCGAACGGAACAGAAAAUUUUUAAAUAUCCAAGUUACGAGGAUAUGGCCUAAUUUAUUUCACGAUAUAUAUUGCUUACGAAAAGGGCAAUAGUACUGAUCAUUCCAUUCCAUGUUUUCUAUUAACUAAAUUUAAAUUAACAAGAUUUCUAGAUUCUAAGGAAUUAAGAAAAAUACUAAUCAGAUUUUACGUAAUGAAAAUAUAGACUAAGCUUUCCUUUUAUUGCGAACUUUAUAACUUUUAGGUAGCAUUACAAGUUUUUGAUGAACAUUUAUUCUACGAUGAAAAUAGGGGAUGUCGUCGAACAUUCUUUAAAAGAAUAAUCGAAAUAACAGGACCUUUUUUGUAUAUCAUGUUUUAUAAAUUUGUAUUAUACACAACUGAAACAUACGAAGAAUAGGAAUACGGAGAAUAGGAAAAGUUACAAAUUGUCUCGUGUAGGAUGACGUUUCGAAAGGGUCGAGAAAAUUGUAAAACAUGUAUAAAUUCUAUGAAUUAUGUGAAUUUAACGAUUGGAUGUACAUAGUCUAUACACUUUUUCCUGUUCGCGCAAUGAAGAUAAAUCUUACAUUGUACAAGAUAUUUAAAGUUAACUACAUCAUACAAAAGCAAAAAAGAAGACAAAAAAAAGAGAAAUGUGAAAGAGACAAACAUAUUCCAGACUGGUGCAUGUUACCAUGACAGAAAGGAAAAACCCAACACAGUACCUGAUAGAAUAAGCUAUAUCUUUUAGAGAGUGAGACGUAGAUAUGUCGUGUUAUUAUUGUACCUCCAUUGUUAUUUAUUACAUUUCACGUUCAGUACUAUUUUAAAUGAUCACAUUACACCGACUCUUAUGCAAUAACAUAGUCACUACGUGCACGGUAUACAUAGGUCAUGUAAAAAAAAUAGGAUUAAUCGAAUCUGCACACGCUAGAGAUUUUUACCAUAUAUUUAUUACAUAGAUUCUUACAUCUUUUUAUCGAGAUAAUUUGUUAAUCAUAUAAUUUACAGUCAUCCACGGAAAUAUGUACUGCCUUAUAUCAACGCGAUGUUACUACUGAUACAGACUUUUUUUAAGAUGCCUAUUUCGUUGAAGAAAAGA
Ceratina calcarata is the source of this 5774-nucleotide messenger RNA. RefSeq names its product protogenin. The record is from RefSeq and is a predicted model, not a curated record. The transcript has 19 exons. Gene Ontology annotation, biological process: cell-cell adhesion. Gene Ontology annotation, molecular function: protein binding. Lineage: Eukaryota; Metazoa; Arthropoda; Insecta; Hymenoptera; Apidae. The coding region runs from base 480 to 4025 and encodes 1181 amino acids.